Molecule: messenger RNA, 6122 nt
Organism: Phalacrocorax carbo (great cormorant)
Lineage: Eukaryota; Metazoa; Chordata; Aves; Suliformes; Phalacrocoracidae
Source: RefSeq, a predicted model, not a curated record
GCGGCAUAGCGCGGCGGGGGGGGGAAAGGGCCGCGGGAAGGCGGCGGCGGCGGCGGUGGUCUCCACUCAGGCCUGUGCCGGCCCGCUGCUGCUGUUGCCGCCGCCGCCGCUCGGCCGAUGCUCCCGGGGCGCCCGCCAUGGACAAGAUCCUGGAGGGACUGGUGAGCUCGUCGCACCCACUGCCGCUGAAGCGGGUGAUCGUGCGGCGGGUGGUGGAGUCGGCGGAGACGCCGCUGAGCCAGGCGCAGUGCCGCGCCAUGUUCGCCCUCAGCACCCGGCUGGUGCUGCAGGGCCCCGACACCUUCCAGCGGCAGGUGGGGCGGCAGGUGCUGGAGGCCUACGGCCGCUACCACCGCGCCGAGUUCGAGGCCUUCUUCAACCGCGGGCUGGUCCUCGGCCUCCUCCAGAGCGGCUACGGCGAGCUGAGCAACCGCGACCCCGCCAUCCUCGACUACAUCCAGGCGGGACUGCGCCUCAUCAUGAGCUGCCCCUCGGUGCUGGAGCUCUUCGAGCUGCUGCAGGUGGAGGCGCUGCGGCUGGUGUGCGAGCGGCCGGCGCCGCCGCUCUGCGCCCGCCUCUGCCAGCUGCUGGGCGACUUCCCGCAGUGCCUGCCCCGCGGCAAGAAGCUCUCCCUCGCCUUCUGCCAGCAGCUGGUGCGCAGCAUCGCCCACUUCCAGAGCCAGGGCAGCCGGGAGGCCGAGCUGCGCCUCUACGUCUCGCAGGUGACGCAGGUCAGCGGGUUGCUGCGGAGCGUCUGGAAGGCUGAGCCUGACACGCUGCUGCCCUCCCUGCAGGAGCUCUUCGCCGUCAUCUCCGCCGCCGAUACUUCAUUCGAACCUUCAGUUGCAUUGGCAAGUCUUGUGCAGCACAUACCAUUACAGAUGAUUACAGUACUCAUCAGGAGCCUUACUACAGAUCCAAAUGUGAAAGAUGCAAGCAUGACUCAAGCUCUGUGCAGAAUGAUUGAUUGGCUGUCCUGGCCUCUGGCUCAGCAUGUGGAAACAUGGGUGAUUGCACUGCUGAAAGGACUGGCUGCAGUCCAGAAGUUUACCAUCCUCAUUGAUGUCACUCUGCUUAAGAUUGAAUUGGUCUUUAAUCGACUUUGGUUUCCUCUAGUGAGGCCUGGUGCCCUUGCCGUCCUUUCCCACAUGUUACUUAGUUUUCAGCAUUCUCCAGAAGCUUUUCAUUUGAUUGUCCCACAUGUGGUCAGUUUGGUUCACUCCUUCAAAAGAGAUGGCUUACCUUCCAGUACAGCCUUUUUGAUGCAGUUGACUGAGUUGAUACACUGUAUGAUGUACCAUUAUUCAGGAUUUCCAGAGCUCUAUGAACCCAUUCUGGAAGCUGUUAAGGAUAUGCCCAAACCCACUGAAGAGAAGAUUAAGUUGAUUCUCAGUCAGAGUGCCUGGACUUCUCAGUCCAGUUCUUUGCCAUCUUGUUUAUCUAGACUUUCUGGAAAAUCUGAAACUGGGAAGACGGGUCUAAUCAAUCUAGGAAAUACUUGCUACAUGAACAGUGUUAUUCAGGCACUUUUUAUGGCUACAGAUUUCAGAAGAUAUGUUUUAUCUCUGGAUCUAAAUGGGUGUAAUUCACUAAUGAGAAAACUACAGCAUCUUUUUGCAUUUUUGGCCCAUACCCAGAGGGAGGCAUAUGCUCCUAGAAUUUUCUUUGAGGCUUCCAGACCACCAUGGUUCACCCCUCGAUCCCAGCAGGAUUGCUCAGAAUAUCUCAGAUUCCUGCUAGACAGGCUGCAUGAAGAAGAGAGAAUGUUGAAAGCAUUGUCUUCAGCAAAGGCUUCUGAAAGUAUAAUGAAUGAAGAGCCCCAGGCACAAGAAGCUGUCCAUAAAGCACAAGUAUUUACUGAAGCACCUGGUAUGGGAAGUGAAGAAAAAACUCUGAUAGAGAUGAUGUUUGGAGGAAAAUUGAAGACUACUAUAUGCUGUUUGAACUGCAAAAGUAUGUCUCAAAAGGAAGAAGCUUUCACAGAUCUUUCUCUGGCUUUCUGUCCUCCAACUUCCUUGGAGAACGUUGGCCCAAAAUGUACAGAACAUUCUGAAGUGAAAGACGACUACAUGGUGCAAACUAAUACUUCAGCAAGCAGUCCUGCUGGAGAAACAGCUCUCAAUAAUUUGGAAGUGAAUGGUGGAUGUGACACAAUAAUGAAUGAAGGAACCAUAAAAGAUAUUUCUAUUGAGCCAAACUCUGAGAAUACCACAAAUUCGGAACUCAACAAAGUUCAGUUUAAUAGGGAUAUGUCUCAGAGGCUAGUAGGUAAAGACACCCUGUCAGUUACAGACUUACUGAAUUAUUUUCUGGCACCUGAGAUCCUCAGUGGAGACAAUAAGUAUUAUUGUGAAAAGUGUGCCUCUCUUCAGAAUGCGGAGAAAACUAUGCAAAUCAUUGAGGAACCUGAAUACCUCAUUCUCACUCUUUUGAGAUUUUCAUAUGAUCCAAAGUGUCAUAUAAGGCGCAAAAUCUUGGACAAUGUGUCUCUGCCACUUGUUUUGGAACUGCCAGUCAAUAGAGCAGCAUCCCCUGUAGCUGUACUUUCGGGAGGCUGGUCUGUCGGUGUUGAGAUGUCUGACAUCGGAGAAAAUCUUGCUAAAAAACUGAAGCCCUCAGGUGCUGAUGAAGUGACCUGCCCACAAUUGGUGCCCUACACAUUAAGCUCUGUGGUGGUGCAUUCUGGUGUAUCCUCUGAAAGUGGACAUUAUUAUUCAUAUGCUAGAAACGUUACUGGGUCAGGACCUUCAGGGCUUUGCCACCAGUCUACAGCUCUUUCUUUGGUUUCUCCUCAGCAUAAGUUGUUGACAGAGGAGAGUCCUUGUACUGUUCUAGAAAAUGAGCUGGACACUGAGAUGCCAAGAGAAUGGUUUUUGUUCAAUGACAGCAGAGUGACAUUUACCUCAUUUCAGUCGGUCCAGAAAAUUACCAGUAGAUUUCCAAAGGACACUGCUUAUGUUCUGUUUUACAAAAAACAAAAUAGUACCUGUGGCUUCAACACCAAUUUGGCAAAUGGACUCUGGGUAAAUGGAGACCCUCCUCUACAGAAAGACCUCAUGGAUGCAAUCACGAAAGAUAACAAAUUGUACUUGCAGGAGCAAGAGCUUAGUGCUCGAACACAAGCACUUCAAGCUGCCUCGGCCUCCUGCUCCUUCCGACCCAAUGGAUUUGAUGACAACGAUCCCCCAGGAAGUUGUGGACCGACAGGUGGAGGAGGAGGGGGGGGGUUCAGUACUGUUGGUAGAUUAGUCUUUUGACUAUGAAGACAACCUGGAAUACACUGGUUCCAAAGCAGCGCAGUACUGCUGAGGACGACUAAAAUAUUGAACUUUGUCAGAUAUUGUACCAAGUUUUGAGACUUGAUCCUUGUUCAAAAGCAAAUGUUGGGGUUUUUUUGGUUAUGUUUCAUUUGAAAUAAAUAAGCGCAUAAUGGAAAAAAACUACCUCUUAAAAAUUCAGUUGCUUUUAUAGUAAGAUAUGCUUGCCCAAAAGACAGAAAACGGAGAUUUUUAAGUAGUUGCUAAUGACAUUGCAUUAAACCGAACAAACACACUUACAUCAGUCUCUAGUGUCCUCGUCCACUGAAUUGAAACAAGUCCUUUUUUCACUCUGAUGGUAUUGCUUUAUGUGGAAAGCCUUUCAGAUGGGCUAAACCGCAUACGUAGUCUCUCACUCCCACCUUAUUUACAAAUCCAGUACCUUUAUGGAUUUCCAGAGAUGAUGCAAUUUAUAAUGAAGGCAAUAACUUAAAUGUGACAUGAUACAGUACUUUCCAGAUUAAAAAUUGUUCAAUAUUUCCAUUGUAAAUGUAAAGAAAUUAUUUAUAAAUAUUUGCUAAGUUGUUUAAAAAAAAAAAAGUGCAUGUUCUGUAGGAAAAAUGUUUUUAAAUAGGAAUUGUUAACUUUGUAGCAUUUCUAAUUGUUUUGAGGAUUUUAAAAUUAUUUCAGGGAAUAUAUCUGCUGUGUGUUGGAAAAGAAGAGAUUCUGUAUGUGCCUUGCAGCAUAACUUCAAACAACCUUUCCGAGGCUGCAGAAAAGGGGGAAAAUGUGUUAGUAGUCUAUUUUUUUUUUUUUUCUGUCGGUAUUAGAAAUCAGGACGUUUAUAGAAAGCUAUUAGGUUUCUAGAAGUAAAAAUCCGGUAGUUUGAAAUGCAGUAAGUGUGCCCAUUAUUUUUUGAUUAAAAAAAAUACAUACCUAGUGAUCUAUAACUUUCGUGGCCUGCACUGCUAAGAAGAAAGCUGGUCAUAAAUACUGAGCUAUGUUUGUGAAAUCACAGAGAGGCUACCUGUAUUGAUCCUUGCUGAGGAUCUGUGCUUCUAAGAGUCGUUUGAAGUUUUGCCUUCUGAUUUUGCUUGUAGUGAGAAAUUUCUACUGAGCUCAGGUUUUAGCUGUCUGCAGAAGACCACCAAUAAGAUGCUGUCUAUGGAGCAGUGUUUGCUUGCUUGUUAGAUCAGCAGAGGUUGAGGAUCUGCUCUUUUAGUCUUGGCAGAAAUAGCAAUUUUGGUUUUGAUGUGCAAUGAGGAUGACAGAAGUAAAGGAGUUACACUGUUGAAUCUGGUGAUUAAUUCUUAACUUGAAUAAUCUUAUAGUGAAGUGUAAAUUUAUUUAAAGUAUUUUUACAAAAUUCUGCACUGUUUUACUGUGGUUUUAUAUUCUACUAGGUGACAGAGUGCAUCCUUAAAAAGCAUGCAAACCUGGCAGGUGUUAGCUUAACUGUACAAAAUAAACAGAUUUCUUAGAAAAUUACUGGUAUCAAAUAUACAAAGUUUAGUCUGAAAGGUAACUUAGCCUGCAAGCUAUUUUUAUAUUAUCACUAAAACUAUGCUAUUUGCUCUGCUAUACACUCAUCUAUUACUGCUCAAGAAAGCUAGAGCAGCUCACUUUUGUUUUUCAAUAGUUUCCGAGCCUUGUUUUGAGCAUUUGUAGUGCCAUGGCUUUGACCUACGCUUUCAUUGCUAUCUCAAUUGUAGGUCUCUGAACCAGGGGUUUGGCUGCGGAAAUAUGGAGUAUUAUCAGACUAGUGUGAGGAAAGUUCCCAUCUCUUUGUGCUCGGACAAGGUUUUCUUGAAAGCUCACUUAUGCCUGAAAUUCUGUAACUUCCAGUCUAGGAGGGUUUUUAUUUCCUUUCAGGCUUCUCUGCCAGUUAGUUCUGGUUUUAAAAUGUUUUGUAUGACAGGUUAAUUUGGCUUUUCUCUCAAAAAUUAUGAGGACACACUAAAAAGCUGUCUACUGUUUGCAUUACAAUAGGAGUGUUUUGUCCCUCUGUAUCAAUUUACUAUUCAUUUUAAAACACUAGUAAGUAGAAGCAGGGGCAAGUGUUUUUACUCUAUAUGAAAUCAUAAUUCUGUAAAGGUCAGUUUUGUUUUUAUGUUCUCCCAGUAAAAAUACAAAUUAUGUAGCCCAUCUAAAAAUAACAUGCAGUAUGAAUUUUGUAUACCUAUUGUACUAUAUUUAUUUCAUGAGGUCUUAGAAGGAUUUCUGCACCCUUGUUUGCCUGUUCUAAAUUAGGUGUUAAAUACAGAAAUUUUCUAUGAAAGUAAUGCCAAUAAGGUUGGAUCUCCUUAGGCAUAAAAUGAUGGUAUGUCUCAAACUGAAAAUAAUUUUUCUUUCCCCUUGUUGACUUCUGUUGAUGCCGUUACUUUGAGUUUUACAAAAAGAUUUUAAAAUUCAGAAUUUUUGUUUACAAGUUUGCUUCCUGACCUGACAACCGUCGCAGGCAGAUUCAUGCCUAACAUGGGAGGUUUCAAUAAAACUAGUGAAAGUGGAGAAGUAUUUCACACUAACAUGUGCGCCUUUUUUAUUGUUUACAGUAAUGGUUUUGCAUGCACCUAUCUUCUGGACAUAAUAUAGGAGAACAAUGUACAUACGACACUUCGAUUUCUGUUGUCUGUGAAUGAAUGCUGGAUGGUUUGUUUAUUGACCUUUUUGGCUCCAUGCUUAAUUUGUUUUCUAUCUAAAUUGAAUCAGUAGAAAGAUACAAAAUACAUAGUACUGUUUCUGAAGCUUAGGGGUUUUUUUGUUGCUUCUUUUCAUGAAGGAUACACUAUUGUACCAAACUCAAGGGUGGUAUGUCUUUUAAAAUCAUAUUUCCUCUUAACAAUACAGAUUGUGUUUUGGUCUUUC